UGCGGUUUGCUACGAGACGCUGCGUUGCUAUGGAGACCGGGGUAAACAACUGCAGACGACGCGUCAGCUGAUUUUUGAGUCCUGCCGCAUUUCUAGCACCGGAAAAAUUUGUGAUGGGAAUCUAAUGGCCUGUGAAAUGAGCUGAGUCGACGUGGCUUGCUUGCUGAUGCGACGUUGUGAUCAGAUUUUCGGCAUAAUCUUUUGAUGUGGCUUUAUGAGCGAUAUGUGUCAACGCUGUUAGGCUUCAAAUGCAUGUUAAUGAACACAGCGUUCUUUACUUUAAGAUAAAGACUAUUCAUAACCAAACCCAAAUUUCAUUUUAACAGUAACGAGAUACAUAAUUAUCCACUAGUAAGACCUUAAAAUACCCAAUACCAUCCCGCGCCACCAGGCUGUUAAUUGAAUUUCUGGUGAAUGAACAGCAAUUCGUUUUCACAAUACCACUUUGAGUUCGCGUCACGUACACCGCUCAGUAGAGCUCCACGAAAACCACAUUUCAGAAAUGGGAAAGAUCACGGUCGAGCUCGUCCGAAAGCGUGCAGAACACAACGAGGGCGAGCUGUCCACGCUGGAAGAGAUCUCUCUGCACCAGCAAGACAUCGAGAAAAUCGAACACCUCCAUCGCUGGUGUCCGCGUCUCCGGAUCCUCUACUUACAAGGGAACCUCAUUUCUAAGAUCGAGAACCUAGGGCGUCUUCGCGAGUUGGAGUACCUGAAUUUGGCCCUUAACAACAUCGAAGUCAUUGAGGGUCUUGGCAGGUGCGAAUCCCUUAGGAAACUCGACCUUACUGCCAAUUUCGUGUCUGAAUUGACUUCGAUACUCUCCCUUCAGGAUCUUCCUAAUCUGAAGGAGCUAAUGUUGAGAACUCUAUUGCACCUAAAAAAUAUUGGUGAUGCCAAGUUAUAUGCUUAUAAACCUUCCAAGAAAUUAAACCAUCUAAUUUUCAUGGAACAUAUUACAAUGAAAAUUAAAUAUGAGCAGAAAUUAUGUAAGUUCUGUGUAGUAAAUGAUGUCCAUAUCCUGAUUUCCUGUGUAAAUCUACCAACCUUGGGAGUCCCAGGAGGCAAGAGUGUAAGUGGAGACUGGUGCAGGGCUGAGUUCGUCAAGAGCAGGGGCACUGGGGCCUUUGGCUGCUCCUCACUCACUUCAGCUGCUGACUUCUCUGCCAGGCUUCCAUCUGCCACAUUCGCUGUUGUCGCCUGCGGGAGGUCCGAAGAUGCCAUGGGGUCCACCACGAAGAGCUUGUCAUCUGUUGACUGGCUGAAGAGUAUGGAUGCUGGACGGUACCAGCAGAAGCGUCUCCCCCGCCUGUUCACCUCCGACGGGCGUCCCCUCAACGCCAACGCCGCCAAGGUCCAGUUCGACCUCAAGGAGGACGAGGGACGCAACGCCUUCGUCCUCGAGGUUCACACCUACAGGUACCUCGACGCCAGCCAGGUACAGUGUGACGUAGAACCGUGGUACGUCAGGGUGCUCAUUAGGGGAAAAGUGCUUCAACUGGUGCUUCUGGAGGAGGUCAGGCCAGGUCAGUCCACAGCGCAGAGGUCGCAGGUCACAGGUCAUCUGCUGGUCACCAUGCCCAAGCUAGCGCCGCCCAUCUCCGCCGGCCGCCCGCGGGAGGAGGUGCCGCCGCCGCUCGUCCGCCCGCUCACGGCACCUGCGCGCACCUGCGGGAAAACGGACGCUGGCGGCGACGGGGACAGCAGCGCCUCCCCCUUCCUCGAGAUCUCGAAGGGCGCAGGGAGAGCCCCGGAUUACAGGAACAUCGUCGGCGACCCGGAAGCCCCCUCAGACCGAAGCCCCUCCCCCUCCAGCCGAAGCUCCGCCCCUUCAUGCGCGCGCAGUCCCCUUGGCUCCGCCCUCUUCUCCUCCUUCGCCGCCUCCAGGAGUCUUCAGGAAAGACCGAAUUCGCCGGGAUUUUGUGGAUGACCCGGAUGUGCCGCCUCUGGAAUGAGGGAAGUGAGGGAAAAUCGCGAUAAGAUGCGAAUUAGGAAUGGUGAUGAUAAUGGAUGCGAAGAAGGGGAGAAGAAGGUGAAGAAGGGAAGGAGGAGAGGAAGAGUGAAGA
This is a messenger RNA of Penaeus monodon (black tiger shrimp), 2066 nucleotides long. RefSeq names its product protein tilB homolog (gene tilB). Gene Ontology annotation, cellular component: cytoplasm. Gene Ontology annotation, molecular function: protein binding. The record is from RefSeq and is a predicted model, not a curated record. Lineage: Eukaryota; Metazoa; Arthropoda; Malacostraca; Decapoda; Penaeidae. Bases 503 to 1930 code for a protein of 475 amino acids. The transcript is spliced from 11 exons.